Molecule: messenger RNA, 680 nt
Organism: Chionomys nivalis (European snow vole)
Lineage: Eukaryota; Metazoa; Chordata; Mammalia; Rodentia; Cricetidae
Gene: Ascl2
Product: achaete-scute family bHLH transcription factor 2
Exons: 1
Coding region: 52-633 (193 amino acids)
Biological process (GO): sensory organ development; regulation of neurogenesis; positive regulation of transcription by RNA polymerase II
Cellular component (GO): RNA polymerase II transcription regulator complex
Molecular function (GO): protein dimerization activity; RNA polymerase II transcription regulatory region sequence-specific DNA binding; DNA-binding transcription factor activity, RNA polymerase II-specific
Source: RefSeq, a predicted model, not a curated record
UGUAGCGCUCCGAAACUCCUAGCAGGCGCCCGAGGGCUGGAUGCGAGCUUGAUGGACGGCUGCGCGCUGCCCCGACUCAUGCCCGCCUCGCCUGGAGUCGCUGGAACCUGUGCUGCUCGCCGGAGACCCGCAUCCCCGGAACUGCUGCGCUGCAGCCGCCGCCGGCGAUCUGGCACAACCGAGGCUGGGGGCGGCUCGGCGGCCGUGGCACGCCGCAACGAGCGGGAACGCAACCGCGUGAAGCUGGUAAACUUGGGCUUCCAGGCGCUGCGGCAGCACGUGCCGCACGGCGGCGCCAGCAAGAAGCUGAGUAAGGUGGAGACGCUGCGCUCCGCCGUAGAAUAUAUUCGUGCGCUGCAGCGGCUGCUUGCAGAGCACGACGCGGUGCGCGCCGCGCUUGCCGGAGGGCUGCUAACACCGGCCACUCGGCCCUCGGCCGCCCGCGCGCCUCCUGUUGCCUCCCCUGCCAGUGCGUCGCUGUCCUGCGCGUCUUCAUCCCCAGACCGCCGGGGCAGCUCGGAGCCUGGCUCCCCGCGCUCCGCCUACUCGUCGGAGGACAGUGGCUGCGAGGGAGAGCUGAGUCCCGUAGAGCGCGAGCUGCUUGACUUUUCCAGCUGGUUAGGGGGCUACUGAGCACCCAACCCCUCUGAGGUAAAUUCCAGGGCCUCGGGGAGGAAAGG